This is a messenger RNA of Kockovaella imperatae, 672 nucleotides long. RefSeq names its product galactose-binding domain-like protein. Gene Ontology annotation, cellular component: nucleus. Lineage: Eukaryota; Fungi; Basidiomycota; Tremellomycetes; Tremellales; Cuniculitremaceae. The record is from RefSeq and is a predicted model, not a curated record. The transcript is spliced from 7 exons. Bases 1 to 672 code for a protein of 223 amino acids.
AUGUCCUGCGCAGAAGAGCAUGGGGACCAUCAUGGACAUGGACAUGAUCAUGGAGAUCACCAUGGACAUUCGCAUGAAGUACCCCUCUCUGCUGGCCCCAACGACUCGCUGUAUGGGGUCGUCGAUACACCCAAUGUGGUGGCUCUGAAUGCCAUGGACGGCGGGGAAGCUGGGCAACGGGCAAUCAAACCUUGGCAUGAGAAAGAGGACGAAGGCAAGUAUUGCGAGAGUGAUGCGGACGACAGUCUCAUCAUCAAGAUACCGUUCAAUGCUUCGGUCUCCCUCCGAUCUAUCAGUAUCAAAGCUGGUCCUGGGGGACAGACACCGUCUGAGAUGAGAUUAUUCAAAGAUGCUGCGGGGAUGGACUUCAGUGAUGCAGAGGCUGCUGAGCCGGCUCAAAUGCUGGAAAUGGUGGAGAGUACUGAAUGUGUCGAGUACCAAGUCAAGGCGGCUAAAUUCGCCGGGAUUACAUCUUUGACUCUCUAUUUCCCCGGCAACACCUCGGAUGGAGAAGAGGACACGACAAGAGUGUACUACAUUGGCCUGAGGGGGAAGUCCGCGCCUCUGCCUCAGCGUCCCGGCAUUAUCCUUUAUGAGAGCGCUGCGCGACCUACGGAUCACAAGCUGGAGCAGAAGCUCAUGGAAGGUUCCUCAUAUCGACCAGGGCUCUGA